AUGUUCUUCAAUACUCAAUCUCUUGGUGUCGUGGCUCUCGCCGGAUUAGCCACAGCUGUGCCUUCACGAAACCAUCUUCAAACUCGCGAAACUGGCAAGCUUCCUGCUCUUGGCUGGAACGGCUGGAAUCAAGGACAAUGUAACGCAGCUAGUGAGAAAGUUGCCCUUGCUACAGCCAAGACCUUCAUCAGUCUGGGUCUCAAGGACGCCGGAUACCAAUACGUCAACAUUGAUGACUGCUGGUCUACAAAGCAGCGAGACUCCAAUGGCAACCUCGUCCCUGACCCCGCAAAGUGGCCAAGAGGUAUCAAGCCAGUGGCCGAUGAGAUCCACGCAAUGGGUCUCAAGUUCGGUCUUUAUGGCGACGGCGGAGUCAAGACUUGCGCAGGUUAUCCAGGAAGCCAAGGCCACGAGCAGCAAGACGCAAAUCUUCUUGCCAGCUGGGGUGUCGACUACUGGAAGUACGACAACUGUUACACACCCUGCAACACAGGCAACGCUGCCGAUAUUCAGACAUGCCCCAACAACCAAGCACCUAGCUCUAAGCCUCGGUAUGAGAAGAUGAGAGAUCUUCUUCGUGCUACAGGAAGGGACAUUCUCUAUUCGCUUUGCAACUGGGGUUAUGAUGAGGUUUGGACUUGGGGUGCUCAGGUUGGACACAUGUGGCGAAUGAGCCAGGACAACUGGGGUAAAUGGGCCGAUGUUGUCCGUAUUGCUAACCAGGCGGCACCUAUCCUGAAGUACUCUGUACCCGGCCACUACAAUGAUCUCGAUAUGAUGAUCCUUGCCAACGGUGCUCUUACUCCUGCUGAGGAGCGCACUCACUUUGCCAUCUGGUGUAUCACCAAGUCCCCUAUCAUUCUCGGAACAGACAUGACCAAGCUUAACAGCGACGAGGUCAAGUUGAUCACGAACAAGGGCCUUCUCGCCGUCAACCAAGACUCGCUCUCCAAGCCUGCUGUGCCAUUCACUCCCCCCAACACUCCCACCAAGGGAAGCAGCGAGAUCUACCCUUACUGGUCCGGUCCCAUCUCAACCGGAACUGUUGUCGCCAUCGUCGCCAGCAAGGGCAACUUGAACACUCAGCUGAACCUCAAGGAUGUUCCAGGACUGAAGGAUCAAGAGUACUCGUGGACUGAGCUUCUGACUGGUGCUAAAGGAAAGGGCAAGACUGUCUCGGCCAACUUGCAGACACACGAUGUUGCGGUCUUCCGCAUCGACCACAACUAA
Messenger RNA from Fusarium subglutinans, 1230 nucleotides. RefSeq names its product alpha-galactosidase B. Bases 1 to 1230 code for a protein of 409 amino acids. Gene Ontology annotation, molecular function: hydrolase activity, hydrolyzing O-glycosyl compounds. Gene Ontology annotation, biological process: carbohydrate metabolic process. The transcript has 4 exons. Lineage: Eukaryota; Fungi; Ascomycota; Sordariomycetes; Hypocreales; Nectriaceae. The record is from RefSeq and is a predicted model, not a curated record.